GCAAUUGAUUAAAAGUUAACUGACGCGUUGGUAUAUAAACUGAUGAAUUAAUAAAUCUGUUCUAUUCAGUUUCAAACUUCAAAGUGAUCAUGAAGAUAUUUUUUUUGCUCAGUGGACUUUUAGCCCUCACUCAGGGAGGUUUGAUUCCAUCACCACUUGGAUCAACCAAAAUCAUCAACGGUGUUGAUAGUAAACCAGGUGAAAUUCCAUACCAAGUAUCACUUCAAAUGAUUGGCAAUUCUUUUCAUUUUUGUGGUGGAUCCGUGUUAAACCAAAAAUAUGUAAUCACCGCUGCUCAUUGUGUCGUAGGUCAAAACGCAUUAAGUAUCAAAGUCGUUGCUGGAACAACUGAUUUAAGUAAUCCAAUAUCAACACAUUAUGUCAAGAAAAUAAUUAUUCAUAAAAAAUACAAUCCAAAUGAUUCAUGGCGUAAUGAUAUUGCCCUAUUAUUGGUUCAAGAUAAAUUUUUGCUAACAUCAAUCUUGGCAUUUGUCCCAUUGACCAAGCCAAAAGAAAUAAUACCAGCAAAUUCUGUUGCUGUUGUUUCAGGAUGGGGGUCUACUGUGGAAGGUGGACAAAGUCCAAUGAAGCUAAAAAAAGCUGAGAUUUUAAUAGCAGAUCAAGCUUAUUGUCAAGACCGAUACAAAUCUCUUGGUGAAAAUAUAUACUCAUCAAGUCAUAUUUGUGCACAUGAUCCUGUACAAAUGACUGGUUCAUGUCACGGUGAUUCAGGUGGUCCUUUGACAGUAAAUGGUAAACUCGUUGGACUUGUAUCAUGGGCUCUUGGUUGUGCCAACACAGAAUAUCCAACAGUCUACACUCGAGUACCUGAAUUUCACGAUUGGAUCAAAUCAAAUGCUAUUUAAAAAUUAAUUCACGUAUUAUCAUUGUCAAAAGAUACUUUAAAUGUUAUUUUAUAAACCAACUGGUACGUUGAUGUAUCAAAAAAAUU
Messenger RNA from Aphidius gifuensis, 952 nucleotides. RefSeq names its product trypsin-1-like. The transcript is spliced from 7 exons. Gene Ontology annotation, molecular function: serine-type endopeptidase activity. NCBI's taxonomy places the organism in Eukaryota, Metazoa, Arthropoda, Insecta, Hymenoptera, Braconidae. Bases 90 to 866 code for a protein of 258 amino acids. Gene Ontology annotation, biological process: proteolysis. The record is from RefSeq and is a predicted model, not a curated record.